Molecule: messenger RNA, 591 nt
Organism: Maniola jurtina (meadow brown)
Lineage: Eukaryota; Metazoa; Arthropoda; Insecta; Lepidoptera; Nymphalidae
Exons: 2
Coding region: 116-529 (137 amino acids)
Source: RefSeq, a predicted model, not a curated record
UUGCAAUUAUUUAUUUAUAUUGUAAUUUAAAUAUAUUUCAACAACUUCUGAAAGAUUUUAAUAAAAAAUCAUUGAUUUCCUUAUUUUAGAAAUCAUAUAUUAAUAAAAAUACAAAAUGAGUAAAAAGGAAUAUAAGUUUGUUCUGUGCCAAGAUUCAGUCGAUCCAGACCCUGAACUUCUUGUUUGGGAGAAAUGGAUAAAAAUUAGAAAAGAAGAAACAGAGCAUCUAGCUCUUAAAACAGCAAGAACUACAGGGGAACUGGUAAUGAAUUUAUGUGAAAAGACCCGUGAAAAGAAGGAAGAAAAAACAGUAUUAGAACAUGCACAAAUUCAGAAAAGGGUUGGAGUAAGAGGAACAUUAUGGGACCAGCCUGAUAGGCUAAAGCAAAAAUGUUAUUACGACCCUGUGUAUGAAGUACAAAGAACACGAGUUGAAAUGGGUCGACCAGCUAUCAUUCGGCAUAUUGGUGUCCCGAGACACAUACAGGAAACGGAAAAAGGCAUAUCAGGUCUGAAUUACAGGAAUUGAUUGUCAUAGGUACUAAAACGAAACCACCUACAAUAAAACUUCCACCACUGCCAAUUAUAAGA